Conger conger (European conger) is the source of this 2515-nucleotide messenger RNA. Its product is annotated as TGF-beta receptor type-2-like. The coding region runs from base 202 to 1812 and encodes 536 amino acids. NCBI's taxonomy places the organism in Eukaryota, Metazoa, Chordata, Actinopteri, Anguilliformes, Congridae. Gene Ontology annotation, molecular function: ATP binding; type I transforming growth factor beta receptor binding; SMAD binding. The transcript is spliced from 7 exons. Gene Ontology annotation, cellular component: signaling receptor complex; plasma membrane. Gene Ontology annotation, biological process: cellular response to growth factor stimulus; transforming growth factor beta receptor signaling pathway; heart development. The record is from RefSeq and is a predicted model, not a curated record.
UAGAUUCUUGAGUCAUAAAGCGAAGAAGCAUAGCGUUUCCUUUUCAGAGAAGGGUAGCGACUAGCGAAUGAGGAGAAUGAGACUCGCUUUCGUCGUACAAGAAACGCUGCCGGGCUUGACAUUGUAGUAGGCUACUCCGGAUAUUUCUUCUUGGCCAAGACAUUAUCUACAAUUUAAUGAAAAACAACGGCUGGUUCUCACAUGGAGCAAUUUCGACUUUCCGUUUUCUGGUGUGGAACGAUAUUCUUCGGUAGUUUAGCCGUUAUUGAUCUGACGGAUGGGAAGCUUGGCUUAUUGAAGCUGAGGAGGUUGUGUAAAUUCUGUGACGUUCAGUCCACCAGCUGUAACGACACCAGUGUCGUCUCCUGCUUCAGCAACUGCAACAUCACGUCCAUUUGUGCUGACCCUGACGAGGUGUGCGUCAGCAUCUGGAGAAAGAUAGAUGACAAUACGACCAUCGAGACGGUGUGUCACCGGCCAUCGGACCAGCUGCAUGGAUAUAUGCUGGAGGACUAUAACAACACCAAGUGUGAGAUGAAGGAGAAGAAAGUCUCAGAAGGUUCUCUCUUCAUCUGCUCCUGCUCCGAAGAUGAGUGCAACGACCACUUCUUCUUCUCCUCCCCUGCACAGACCCCCACAGACCCCCAGUGGCUGCUCGUGGUGCUGCUCAGCCUGUUGUUUCUGGCCGUGGCCAUCUUCCUGGCCCUGACCUGUUACCGCGCGCUGCGGCAGCGCCGGCUCAGCCAGGACUGGAAGGAAGCCCGCGCCAUCAUGCUCGACGACGACCGCUCGGACAGCAGCUCCACCCACGCCAACAACAUCAACCACAACACGGAGCUGCUGCCCAUUGAGCUGGACCUGCAGGUGGGCAAGGGCCGCUUCGCCGAAGUCUACAAGGCCAAGCUUAAGCAGAGCGCCUCGGAGCACUUCGAGACAGUGGCCGUCAAGAUCUUCCCCGAGGAGGAGUACGCCUCCUGGAAGAACGAGAAGGACAUCUUCUCCGACAUCGACCUCAAGCAUGAGAACGUGCUGCACUUCCUGACGGCCGAGCAAAGGAAGGUGGAGAAGCAGUACUGGCUCAUCACCGCCUACCACCCCCUGGGCAACCUGCAGGAGUACCUCACCCAUCACAUCAUCGGCUGGGACGACCUGUGGCUGCUGGGGGGGUCGCUGGCCCGAGGCGUGGCCCACCUGCACAGCGACCGCAGCCCCUGUGGGCGCCCAAAGGUGGCCAUCACCCACCGGGACCUAAAGAGCUCCAAUGUCCUGGUGAAGAACGACCUGACGUGCUGCCUGUGCGACUUCGGGCUGGGCCUUCGACUGGACAGCUUGCUGUCCGUGGACGAGCUGGCCAACAGCGGACAGGUGGGUACAGCCAGGUACAUGGCCCCAGAGGUACUGGAGUCCAGAAUCAACUUGGAGAACACAGAGUCUUUCAAGCAGUCCGAUGUCUACUCCAUGGCCCUGGUACUCUGGGAAAUCACCUCGAGGUGUAAUGCUAUUGGAGACGUGAAGGAUUACGAGCCUCCGUUCGGAAAGCUCUGUGAACACCCCUGUGUGGAAAGCAUGAAAGACAGUGUGUUGAGGGACAGAGGCCGCCCAGAGAUCCCCAACACCUGGAUAAACCAUCAGGGCAUCCAGAUCGUGUGCUCCACCAUCGAGGACUGUUGGGACCACGACCCGGAGGCGCGGCUCACCGCGCAGUGCGUGGCCGAGCGCUUCAACGACAUCGAGCACCUGGACAAGCUGUCAGGGAGGAGCUGCUCCCAGGAGAAAAUCCCAGAGGACUCCACUGCGGGCGAGGGGAAGUAGGCCUCACCCUGCUUUCAGUGCGUGGGGUCGGCUGCUGAGCUCUGUCUUUCAAUCGCCCGUUUCUCCGAGACACCAAGACUUUAUUCACAUCCGGCAGGGGUUCGGCAAAAUAAAGCUAUCGCGCUGAGUCAUGCUUUUCUCGUGAUCUACAGAAACACUCACGCAAAGAAUUGUGAGCAAUAGCCAGACUGAAUAUAAGCCCACAGUACAUAUGUUUUAUGCACUUUAUAAAGUAUCUAUGCAUACCAAUUCAUGUAUUAUGCUGUAUUUUCUUAAUACUCAGGAGGGUGCCCAUUUUUGGCUCUUCCUCAUCUGUGUCAAAGCAGGAAAAUGCUGAUUGUAAUGCUAUGGAUAACCUGGCCAUUUUUUGACCAAAGUAUUGAAAGUGGUAAGCAUUCGAUUGGACAACACAGGGGACUGAGAUACAGUUUAAAUGGAAGAGCCUGUUCAGGUGAAGAUAUUUCUGAGAUUAAGCAAGCGCAAUUUGACUGAGAGCAAAACAUACCCUCAACUGGAAGAAAGACUGUUGAAAAUAUUCAGAAAAGGGGAAUAUAGGAAUCCUAUCCAAAGACUCCAAACUGGAAAUACGUGAGGUAUAUUGUACAUCCAGCAGCUCUUCUCUCUUAUGUUGACAAGUGAAUAGACACUCAACACUUUCAAUGUGCUUUGAAUAUGAUAAUAAAGAUUUUAUAUAUUUACUCAA